CCUAAAUUCUAAUCAUAUAUAAUUGAUCAAUGUGAUCUCGAUCUCGAUCUCACAAAAUUUCGAAUCUUUGCAAUUUCAUCACUCAAUCACUCGAUUUAGAUUUGGAUUUGGAUUUGGAAUUGAAAUCGAAAUCAAAAUCAAAAUUACCCGAGCGAGUGAGUGAAACCGAGUCAUGUCGGACGAAGAACACCAUUUCGAAUCGAAGGCUGACGCGGGAGCUUCCAAAACCUAUCCUCAACAAGCCGGUACCAUUCGCAAGGGAGGUCAUAUCGUCAUCAAAGGACGCGCUUGCAAGGUUGUAGAAGUUUCUACCUCCAAGACUGGCAAACACGGUCAUGCUAAAUGCCACUUUGUUGCAAUCGACAUCUUCAAUGGAAAAAAGCUUGAAGAUAUUGUACCAUCUUCCCACAAUUGUGAUGUUCCUCAUGUCAACCGUACUGACUACCAACUGAUUGAUAUUUCUGAGGAUGGAUUUGUGAGUUUGCUGACUGACAAUGGUAACACCAAGGAUGACCUGAAGCUUCCAACCGAUGAGAGUCUGCUGUCCCAGAUCAAGGAUGGCUUUGCUGAGGGGAAAGACCUGGUCGUGAGUGUGAUGUCUGCGAUGGGAGAAGAGCAGAUCUGUGCUCUCAAGGACAUUGGCCCAAAGUAGUGUCUCAUCUUUACAAACAGUUGUCUAAAUCUAUUGGAAAGAUGUUUUUUAUAAGAUCAUUUUCCAGCUUUUUUUCUAAGACUGAGGGUAUUCAGUUUGAGCCGCCACAUGGAUUUAUGUGUUUAUGAAUGUUAAACUUUAUGGUUUCUUGGUAUUGUUUGUUUGUU
Messenger RNA from Camellia sinensis, 819 nucleotides. Its product is annotated as eukaryotic translation initiation factor 5A. The record is from RefSeq and is a predicted model, not a curated record. Gene Ontology annotation, molecular function: translation elongation factor activity; ribosome binding; RNA binding. Gene Ontology annotation, biological process: positive regulation of translational termination; positive regulation of translational elongation. NCBI's taxonomy places the organism in Eukaryota, Viridiplantae, Streptophyta, Magnoliopsida, Ericales, Theaceae.